This is a messenger RNA of Pyrus x bretschneideri (Chinese white pear), 618 nucleotides long. RefSeq lists its product as uncharacterized. The transcript has 4 exons. Lineage: Eukaryota; Viridiplantae; Streptophyta; Magnoliopsida; Rosales; Rosaceae. The coding region runs from base 113 to 511 and encodes 132 amino acids. The record is from RefSeq and is a predicted model, not a curated record.
CCGUAUCAGCCGUCGUAGUCGUAAAACAAGUCGAGUAUGUUUUCAUUGAAGUUGAAGCAGUUGGCGGUGGCUAGGGUUAGUGAGAGAGAGAGAGAGGAGAGAUAGAAGAGAGAUGGCGAAGUUUAAUGAGGUGCAGAAGAGGAAGCGAGCGCAGAAUGCGGAGAAGAAGAGAGCGGUUCACGGCGACGCAACCACUGGGAAGCUCCACAACAAGCCCCAACCCCUCUCCAUCUCCGGCAAGCGCAAGCGCAAGCUCUUGAAAAAAUGGCGCCGAGACCAGAACGAGGCUGUGAAAAAGGGACUGAUAACUAUGCAAGAUGUGGAAAUGGCUGCUGCCGAUGCUGAUGAAGGGGAAGAAUCUAAAGACACCAAGACAACUUCAAAGUUUCCCAUGAAGAAGAAGAGUGUCAAGCUCAAACAACUACAACGCAAAGGUAAGAAUAAAGGAAAAUCUUCGAAGAAGGCGGCAGCUGCUACUGCCGAAACUUCAGGGGAUGCAAUGCUAGAGUAGAUUAGUUGUAUCUAGCUUAUGAGAGAUCUUGUCAACACUGUACUCAACCCCAUCCGAGUGUAAUGCUUUUCUCUAAUUGGAAAAUCGAAUGCAUUUUAAGACCGGAA